ACCGAGAGUAGGCCAGUGGGGAAGGCGGCGGCGCGACUCCGAUAGAAGAGGCGCCAUGGCAUCAUCAUCCAAAUCGGUCGUGCCGGUCGCCGUCGCAUUCUCCGAUUCGACCGCGCUCCGCUCGGAUUCUGCGGAGAUCUCCCCGGUUGCACUGGCAGCCACCUCAAGAGCAAUCCUUUUAGAUGAACUCGACCUCGAUGAUGGAUCAGAAAAUCAACUCGGAGGAGCGGAUUGGGGAAGGAGAGAUGUCUAAGAGGCGGCAGGUGCAGGAAGACUAUUGCCGCAUCCACCCCGGCAAGAGGUUGCGUCCUGUGCAGCAGAGGCAGAAAUUUCUGUAUCUGGUGGUAGAUGACUGGAAGUGGGGCUUCACCAUCCGCAAGAUCGAUGUCGACGACAACUUGGAAACCAGCACCGACCUGGAUCUGGAGCCGAGCGUCCUCCGGCUAAGAGCACCUGUGCGGGGCCAUGGCAUGGACUUCACCGCCCUGGGCAGCAACAUCUUCAUCGCCGCCAGAAAACACACUGGAACCUUCGUCUACGAUACAGAGACGGAGGGCGUGGCCAUCGGCCCGAACCUGUCGGAUUCCAUGAUGCCCGGCGUUCACAUCUUCCUGGCCACUCCCAGCAUGCAGCUGUACGCCUUGAAGAAUAACAUCCUUGAACGGGAGCAUUCCUUUGAGGUGAUGUCCACCGUUGGUGGUCCUAAUCCGCCGCACAUGUCAACUCCAACCAUGGACUGGUCCUGGAAAAGCGUCCCCUCGCCGCUGCCGUUUGCCGACAAUGAGAGGGUCACCGCCUAUGCCUUGCACCCGGAUGGAAGCACCAUCUUCAUGACAGCAGGCAGCAGGAACCGAUUUCGUACUUUCUCCUUCGACGCCACACAGUCUGAGUGGAGGUGCCAUGGGGAAUGGGUGCUGCCUUUCGAAGGCCAAGCCUACUUCGACGUCGAGCUGGAUGCAUGGGUUGGACUUCAAAAGGAUGGCUACAUUUGCUCCUGCCAAGUCCCGUCCUGCAGCAGCAGCAGCACAAGUACCACGCAGCCGGAUUGGAGGAUGGUCAAGGAGAAGAUGUUCCGCAACGACCGGCGAAGCACUGCCACCCUCACGUACAUGGGCGACACCAAGUUUUGCAUUGUGGAAUCUGUGCUACGCGAGGGUCUGGAGCUUGAGGACGCCCAUGGCGUCCGUGAUGGAUUCAAUCUCCAUAUCACCAUUUUCGGCCUCAAGUAUAAUCGUGAGGGAGAGCUGCAAACCACCAUCGACCGCACCACUAAAUCCUAUCAACUGUCUAAGCAUUUGUCAUUUUCUCCUGUAGCAUUCUGGAUGUAGUUAGGAACCAGUUCUUUGGGCUGCCUGUCUGGAAUACAUAGUAUGUAUGUCUGAGUACUCUGGAAUUCUGGGUGUAAGUUUUGAGUUAUGGUCAUCUAAAGUUUGCUUCUCCUGGUAA
Molecule: messenger RNA, 1446 nt
Organism: Lolium perenne
Lineage: Eukaryota; Viridiplantae; Streptophyta; Magnoliopsida; Poales; Poaceae
Source: RefSeq, a predicted model, not a curated record